Messenger RNA from Nezara viridula (southern green stink bug), 2875 nucleotides. The record is from the annotation of a GenBank genome assembly. NCBI's taxonomy places the organism in Eukaryota, Metazoa, Arthropoda, Insecta, Hemiptera, Pentatomidae.
CCUCUCCCGCCACUCUAGAAAUAGACACCUCAGUCUUCGACCUUAAGCCCGACUGUUCGAAUCUUCUCGACGACGUCUAUGAUAGAGGUGAGUAGAGCAGUUCUCGAAGGCUAGUUAGUGCAGGAGUUCAAGGAGCAGUCCCAAUAAGGAGUCCGUUCUAGCCGCAGUCGUCGAAACGCUGAAACAGCGAAAUGGGAACGAUUUGGAGUAGAACUGAAGAGCCUGCGGAAAAUACUGCCCAGGAAAGUCCUGCGACGCACCAAGACGACGCCAGCGAAGCUCGAAAAAAGGAAAUGGAAGAAGAAAUGAGGAGAUUUAAGGCAGAUCUCGCAGCGAAAAGAGAAGCUCGAAAGGAAGCGAUAGCAUCACUAAAUAGGAAAAUCGCAGAAUUGAAGGAUGAGGUGGAUAAAGAACGAAAAGAACGAGAGAGGUUGGAAUCUAUGCUGGGAGAUGGCCAGGACAGUCGAGCUGAAAUCGAGGGACUUGAAAAGCAGGUUCGAGCGCUCAAAGAUGUAGCUUCCAUUGGUGGAGAAAUGCUCAAAAUCCGGGAAUUACAGGUUAAUGAAUUGAAAGAGAAGCUACAAGCCAUUGAGGAGACAGGAGUGGCCUAUGAGAAGGAAGUAGAGAACAUGAGAAGACUGAAAGGACUUUAUGAAGAGAGAUCUCGAGCUAUGGCCAUCAGCCAUCAGAUGGAACUAGAAAGGGAAAAGGCGAGAGUGGUCGCAGUAGAGACGAGGCUGGAAAUUGCAGAAGAGAAAAACAGGGAACUUAUAGAUGGCAAGAAGGAAUUAGAAGGGAGAAUUUCCGCACUUGACGCUACCGUGGACAAGAACAACAAUGAGAUCAGUGAGCUACGAGUACAGCUUGCGGGGAAAAAAGAGGAACUGUAUACCGUCACAUCACAGAUGACGAUUGUCAACAACCUCUUCUCCCAGGUAUUGCUAGAUCCUGAAAACUUAGACAGGGUCAACAGGGUGUUAGAAGAACAUCACAAUCUCGUCAAUCAUCUUACUGAAAAAGGAAAGAUUACAGACGUUGCUUCUGUCUUAAUGACAGUCGCAGACAAAGAUCAUGUCUUAACGCAGGAAGAACAGGUUAUAGCCACAAAUCUAAGCAAAGUUUGGAAGCUACUUGUCGAACUGCUUGGGCACCACAACAAGCAAGCAACAGAAGACACGAUGCCGGACAGCUGUUAUAAAAGCGUCGACACACCUUCAGGGCCAAAGCUAGUUAUAAGCGUAUCUAAAACCUUUCUCCGCCUAAAAGACUUAAUAUUAGAGAAGAACAGUUUGGUAAAAGAGGUUGGAAGGCUAAAAGAUCUCAAUUGCCAUCUUGAGAAACGACUUAUAUCGCAAGAAACAAGGCUGGCUGAAGUAGCUGAAGAACUGCACAAAACAUGGGGUGUAGUGAACAAACUAAAAACUCAGCAUAAAGCCUUACACACACAUGAACAGGUUCUGAGAUACGAACUGAAACAUAAAAGACUGAUGCUGAAUGAAUUGAAACAACAGCUGGAAGACUGUCGUGAAAUGUGGCAAAUGGCCCGAGUGAAAAACAGCCAAACAGAAAAGGAUUGGAUCCUUCUAAGACAAGAAUUCGCAGAAAGGAAGCAACAGGUAUCAAACGCAGAAAGUGGAUACGAAGAAUCUCCAGGUGACUCCCAAGACGAAGAGGAUAGUCACAAAUUAUCUGAAGACGAAGGGGAAGCAGAUUCUCCUGAACCUGUUUCGGACGCUGUAGAUGAAUCAGUCAUGUCUGGUUGUACAUCAGAUAGGCCAAAUACACCUGAAGGGUUUACUUUUCAAGAUGCAAAUGUAGAAAAAACCAUCGCACCUUCAGAAAACAUUGACAGUCAUAAAGACACAAAUCAUUUACUCGAUGAUUCGUCGAGUUCAAAUACUGCUGAUCAAGAAAAGUUUGUUCAGAAUGCCAAUUUAGAUAAACAUAUUUCCAACGUACCUCCUUCUAUCUCCGUCCAAGGUAUAGAAUUUGAAAGCAAACAAGACAGGUUAUCUCCAGUAUUGUCCGAAACUACCGAAGACUUAAUAGAAGAAAUGCCAACUACUAUAAGUAUACUUCCUUGGGACGAAGCUGAGCCUCCUUUAAUCCACUCAGAAAAUGUAAAUCCGACAAAGGAUAUUCUUGUACAGUCCUGUGAAGUAUUACAGAACACGGGUUCAGACUCAGUGGAAGUACAAAACCCUGAAGCUAGUUGUUCCUCAAAUGAAUCGAAAGAUGCAUCAACCACACAGGAACAGAAAAAGUCCACUGCUGAAGAAAUUCUAGCAAGACGAGAAGCGCGACUAAAAAGACUAGAAGAACAAUGUAAACACCUAUUUAGUAAAAUGAACAACACCAACAUGAGAAGUGAAAUUAUAUCGAAUAAAUUGGUAGAGCUUCAUGAACAUUAUGGAGAGGGCCGAAGUGACGUACAAGAUCAGGUGUCAGAGGGACUAAACCCUGGCACACCGGACUCCAUUCAUCGCGUCCCUUCAGUCACCAUUCAGCCUCAUGGUUCUGAAGAUGAGUCGCCAAACAGGAUAUCGACUGAAGAGGAAGUCACUGACGAACCAAUGGCCAGUGACGACAAGAGGGUUGAACAUUAAUAUCGGUUAAAGCAGUUUGUCUUUUCAAGGUUCAUACAGUGGGGACAUGUGCCUGUGACCUAUCAGGAAUGAACGAUGGACCAACUAUUUCCUUAGUCGAUAUUGUGAUCGAAAAAUGUCUUUUCAUGUGAUGUAUUAAACAUUGUGUAUUUGUAUUCUUCCUUAUAUGUAUGUAUAAAGUCUAUUGAGCCAAACAUGAUGGCAUAGAUAUGUAUGUAAUAUAUAAAUAUGUGUUAUGGAAAUAAAUAAUUUUUUACUUGUUGUUAUUA